Ordospora colligata OC4 is the source of this 2127-nucleotide messenger RNA. RefSeq lists its product as uncharacterized. The record is from RefSeq and is a predicted model, not a curated record. Lineage: Eukaryota; Fungi; Microsporidia; Ordosporidae. The transcript has a single exon. Bases 1 to 2127 code for a protein of 708 amino acids.
AUGGAGUAUCCAGAGUUUCACAAUCUUGAGGGCCUGACAUUGAAGCUUCUCAGAGACUACAGAACAUUCAGUUCUGAUGACUUCAUGUGCAUACACAACAUUGUGUAUAAUCAUUGCACAGAAGUGUGCACAACGUUCCAAACAAGAGGAUUGAAGAUAUAUGAAUGCCUAAAGAGCGUGUUUUCUACACAUGUGGAUCAUCUCAGGUGUUUUACAUCUCUCAAGACACUUCACCAUCAGAUAGACGAGUUCUCAAGUGCACUUGCAAUUGUAUCAAAGGCAUAUUCAUAUCUCGAGCGGUACUUCAUCCGCAUCAGCAUUGAAAAGAGAGACGGACAUAUCAUGGACAUACGCACACUAGGGUAUGUGGUGUUCUACAGGCAAUACAUGGAAAGAAUGAUGGAUAGAGCGAAGGAGAUUGUUUUUUUUGAAAUAAAUGUUUCAAGGAGUUCGAAGGAUUAUGUGUUUACAAAGCUUACAGAGACAGUCAGGUACCUGAGGAUGCUGUACUUCUGCAACGAUGAAAGCGAGAAGUACGAUGAAAUGGUCAAGCAGUAUGUGGAUAUGUUCCGCAGUUCAAUGAUCUUUGAUGCAGAGAUAGGGAAGGUUUUAAAGAGGGUUUAUCUUGAGAUAUACAUUGCAUCAAAGGUAUUUGAGCCUGAGAACAACAGAUUGUAUAAGGAUGUGAUAUUUGGAUUGAAAAGCAGGUUUGCAGAGAUUUUGAAGACAAUGCACGAGAAGAUGGAGAGACAGGAGCGACUGAAGCUGUAUGUAAAGAUAGUGCAGUUUAUGGAUUCUGAAUGCAUGGAUGGUGUUUUUGAUCAGUAUAAGAGUGUGAUAUGUAAAAAGAUGGAGACAGUAGACAGAUUGGAUGGGCUGAUCGCACUGUAUAUAAAUGUGCGUAUGCAUGUGACAGAGAAUUUCAUCAAGACCUAUGAGUUGUGCAAGUAUCUUGAGGACGAAGUAAGAAGGUGCCUUGGUAAGCUUGGCACGAAUACUGAGGACGAUGCAUGUAGGUUUAUUGAGGAUCUGCUUAUAAAAAAAGCAAAAAUAAAUGAAUCAUGCAACCACAAUAACUGUUUAUGCAGGUACAUAAUUGGCAUGUGCAAUGAAUUGAAAAUAGAAAGCAGCAUAGAAGAAGUAAUUGAUACAGUGAUUAUGGUUGUUGGGAUGAUGAGCAAUAGGGAUAUGGUGAUUGGAAGGAUCAAUGGAGUUGUGCAAAGAAUGAUUCUGGGAUACAGUACUGAGCCAAUAGCAGUAAAGAGAUUAAUGCAUGUAAUGAAGAAGCACCUGGGAAUGAAUAUGAGUAGGAAGAUUUGUGUGAUGUAUGCGGAUUAUAUAAGCAGUAGCAGGAAUGAUCAUGAUGUAUAUGCUCAGCAUGAAGGAUUUGUUGUUGAGGCGUUAUUUCUAACACGAGGAUUUUAUGAUGUGAGUGCAAGCGGAGAAAGUCUCCCAAGUCUACUAAGAGAUUCAGAAAAGAUGGUUGCACGACAUAAACUUGCAAGCUACCCACGAGCGGUGUUUGAGGGAUGCUACAGUUUGUCUCCUGUGGUGUUUGAGAUGAAUGGGUUCAACUUCUGUAUGGGAGCAGACAAAGUGGCCAUUAUGAUGUGGUUGGACAUUGAUAGAACAAAGGAUGACCUGCGAGAAUGUGUUGGAGGAAGAGGAUUUAAGAGGAAUCUUGAGUAUCUUCUUUCGCAUGGAUUUGUUAUACUUGUUGAAGAGAUUGCCUCAUUGAACAGGAAGUUUUCGAACAGAGAGUAUGAGUAUGUUAAAAGUAGAUGUAAGAGGGUGUGCAUGAUGGGGCCUGAUUAUGAUCUGAAGGAUAUUUUGGAUGAUAAUGGAUUUGAUGGAUACAAUGAAGAGGUGUUGGAUCUUUUUGAAGUUGAGGAUGAGGAAGGAGUAGCGAUUGAUGAAUAUAUGGAGGUUGAGUAUUGUGAAGCAGUACUAGAGGCAAAGGUGAUGAGGAUUAUGAAGAAAGAGAAGAAGACGAGUAUUGAUGAGAUUAUUGCGGUGUUAUCUAGUGAGACAGGAUGUGCAGAACAGGCAAUAAAGGAUGCGAUAUGUAAGCUUGAGGAGAAGGAGUAUUGCAGGACUGAUGGAAAUGAUGUGGAAUAUCUGCCGUAG